This is a messenger RNA of Helobdella robusta, 1131 nucleotides long. RefSeq lists its product as hypothetical. The record is from RefSeq and is a predicted model, not a curated record. NCBI's taxonomy places the organism in Eukaryota, Metazoa, Annelida, Clitellata, Rhynchobdellida, Glossiphoniidae. The coding region runs from base 1 to 969 and encodes 322 amino acids. The transcript has 3 exons.
AUGAACCAAAAAAUAAAAACAAUCAUCCCGAUCAUCAUAAUUUUCACCGGCCUUUCUCUGUGGAAAUCUGGAAGUAGGUUACGCUAUAUAACAAGCACCUCCAUUGUUGCUUUUGACGACAACAACAACAGCAACAAUCAUGAAAUCAACAACAACAAUGACAACAACAAUAAUAAUAGCAGUAAAAAUAACAACUACGUUAAUGAUAAGACAGCUAACAAUCUAGCCGAGCCACACAACACAACAACAACAACAACAACAACAACAUCACCAAUCCCGACGACGUUCACAACAAAACCGAGAUUCGAACCCCCGGAGAAACCAGACAAACCAAUCCUGAUUCUCUUCACAACAUUCAAAGACGACCCGAAGAGCGUGCACCAUCGCUUAGCGCACAAAAUCGUCGCGAAAAAUUGGGCUUCUUUUGGCCUUGAGUACAUAAAACCUGUACUUUUUACAAAUUCCUCUCUAGCACCUAAAAUCUACGACCCAGCUACCGCCCCGAAACACGACGAACUACCAUUUGAUGCUUCGCUGGCAGAAAUCGCCUUAUCCCACGGCUGGGAUAUUUUGAAAAUUCCCGAAGUUAAUAAUCACGGAACGCCCUACCUGAAGCCAAUGUUUAAGGAGAUAUUUCAGAAGUACAAUGCUACUUAUUACGGAUUUGCCAACGGCGAUCUAUUAUUUGACGACGGGUUUCUACGUUCUCUGUAUUUCGUGAAAAGCUACCUACAACACCCGCUGAAUAACAAUGUUCUUCUAGUUGGAAGGCGAACAGACGUUCCUCUUUACAGCAACAACACGGUACUACCCUACCAGCAGCCAACCACAACCACCAUAACCACUCCGACGACUACCACUACUGCCGAUUCACCUGGAAAAUUUCCGUUACCUCUUCAAAAUACCACUGCGAGUAAUAGUAGUAGUAGUAGUAGUAGUAGUAGUAGUAGGGUGGUAACGUACCAGUAGCAACAACUGCACCACUGGUUACCACAAUGAAACCGAUUGUUCUGACGUCAGAGAUGUUCCAAAAGUUUAUCGAUUAUUUUGCUAAACCGAAUCUAGCAAAACUCGCUAGAGGUGGGGUGCUAAGGGGUACCGAUACUAUAGAUUAUUUCCUCUUCACUAGAG